CAGCUGACGAAUGGUAUCUCCCUCCUCUCCCGGAUGGAUCGCUCCGCUGAGCCCGGCCAGCCUGAGCGCUAGCUGACACUGGGGCAGGUUGCUCGCACCGCUUGCUCUCCUCCUGUUGGAUGUCAGACGGACGUAGCCUCAAGUUAAAGCUUUCGCCACCGAGAAACCCCCCCCCCCCCAACAUACACGACGCCGUUUAUUUUUCACCGCAUCUUUCGGAUAGGAAGCGACCCGCUUCCCCUCACCAUGGCUUCCAACUUCAACGACAUAGUGAAGCAGGGGUACGUGAGGAUACGGAGUAAGAAACUGGGGAUCUUCAGGAGGUGUUGGCUGGUGUUUAAAAAGGCUUCUAGUAAAGGACCCAGGAGGCUAGAAAAGUAUCCCGAUGAAAAGGCAGCCUACUUUAGAAGUUUCCACAAGAUCACCGAGCUCCAUAACAUCAAGAACGUCACGCGGAUGCCACGGGAGACAAAGAAGCACGCCGUCGCCAUCAUCUUCUGCGAUGACACGUCCAAGACGUUUGCCUGCGAAUCAGAGCUGGACGCCGAGGAAUGGUGCAAGCUGCUGUGCGUGGAGUGCCUGGGUACCCGUCUCAACGACAUCAGCCUCGGAGAGCCGGACCUGUUAGCAGCGGGAGUGCAGCGGGAGCAGAACGAGCGCUUCAACGUGUACCUCAUGCCCACGCCGAACCUGGACAUCUACGGGGAGUGCACCAUGCAGAUCACCCAUGAAAACAUCUACCUGUGGGAUAUUCACAAUGCCCGCCUCAAGCUCGUCAUGUGGCCUCUCAGCUCCCUGCGCAGAUACGGCCGGGACUCCACCUGGUUCACGUUUGAGUCCGGAAGGAUGUGUGACACAGGAGAGGGUUUGUUUACGUUCCAGACCCGGGAGGGCGAGAUGAUCUACCAGCGGGUCCACUCGGCCACGCUGGCCAUCGCCCAGCAGCACGAGAGGAUGAUAGAGGAGAUGGAAAAGAGCUCCCAGUUUCACUCCAGAGAGACGCUAACCAAGUCCAUCUCGCUGCCACGCAGCGCCUACUGGCAGCACAUCACGCGCCAGGCCAGCGUGGGGGAUCUCUACAGUUACCAAGGGAGUGGUGGAGAGGAAAGACUAACAGACAGAGGAGCAGGGCUGUCGAAGACCUUUAUCCCCCGGGCACAGACGUUCCCCAGCUUUCUGUCUGAUGAGCAGGAGGAGAGGAGCCACCGGCACCAAGAAGAGGCGCCGUCGCCCUCUAGUGGCUGCGAAUCCAGUUGCAGCCUCAGACCGCUUCAAUGACAGGGAGCGGCUGUGGACACUCAACCCGUCACUGUAGAGAGGAUUCAGCAAUCUGUAUAGUGAUACAUGUAAUAUACCUGUAGAAGCUGUAGAAAGGGAUCCUGGAGGAUGGUGAAGUGUGACUGCAGAGAUGGCUUCUGAAAGUGCACCAAAAAUCCUCCUUUGUGUGUUAUUUCAAGUGUUUCUCGCCGCCAUUGUUCUGUUUAACUCUGCAUGACCUGCUACUUUCACAACAUUUUAUUUAUUUAGUUUUUUUUUUUAAGCAAAGCACUUGGAAAGAAGUUAAAGACACUAUUACCUAAAUAUCUGCUGUAAAACAGCUUUAAGAAACUUCUUUUUUUUUUUUUUUUUUUCCUGAAGUUGAUGAAAUGACAUCAGGCGUAAUCCGGCAAGGUGCUGCCUCAGCAGCCGGUUCAAGAGAAACUCUACCAGUUUUGACACAAAUCCCCCCCCCCCUCUCGCCUCCCCACCGCUCCCCCAUCAGCUUUGUCGCGAGAAUGUGAAAUCGAUCAAUGCCUCACACAACAAAACAGCUUGAUGUCCAUGGCAGCGAUGAAUCAGCUAAACUUUUCUAAUCGGCUUCAACCAGCAAAAAAAAAAAAAAAGUCAUUCAUAAAUGGGUUGGGGCGGACCGUCGUGUCAGAGAUGAUAAAAAGCGCAGCCCUUCUGCAGCCUCUGCUUUAAGCUGCUGGCAUUACUCUUCACUACAGCAAAUUGACUUUAAUGGCGCCUGAGCCCUUCUGAAGCUCUGUCUGUCAGAAGUUCCUGAUAAGCUGUUCAUUAGCAGAAAGGUGUUAAAAAAAAAAUCAGGGUCACCUGAUGGGAUGAUGGGUUAUGCAAAUCAGAGAUAAAAUUCAUAUUUGGGGUCCAUAAUAAGCUAAGAGAAUGUUUCUCGAGGAGGAAAACAUGACAUCAGGCUUUCAGGGAAAGUUGCUUUUGAGGUUUUUGUGGAGGUUUAGGAAAUAUUUGUGAUUCGGCAGGAACUGCUGGAGUUAGGUUUUAUCACUUCCAAGUCCGAAAGGGUACAAAAAAAAAAUGCAUGAACAAAUGUUUACGUUUCCAGAACCUUUUCAUCAGUCCAUUAUCAAAAGCCUUUUAUCCUGCAUACAAAAAUUGACGUGCGGCAGAAAAACUGAACAUUGGACAUCACCCUGAAUCCACCAUUCUCUAAUGUGAAACAAUAUGGUUAGCAGCAUCAUACCGUUGGGAUUCCUUAACAAUUUUGAACCGCCUUGUGUCAAUCGAUCCCAUUCCCAAUAAAUUACAUAAAAGUUUGUUGUAGCAACGCGAGAAACGGUGAGCUCUGCUGUUCUGGACUAUCUUAUAAGACCAAGGUUUUAAACAAAUAUAAUAAAGGUCCAGAUGUCUGGACCUUUAUUCCAGACACCUGGAAUAAAGGUGUCUGGAAUAAAAAGUCACUUUUUACUAAAACGCAGAAUAGGAGCCCCGCUUCAUGUGUGUUGUGUCAUGAUUUGUGGGAAAUAAAACCCAGCUAAGCAGAUAUGCUCCUCUCAAAUAAGCACAUCGUUAUAAAGAUGGCAAAAAACUUUCUUACUCACUCAAUUAACCAACUCCUCUACUAGUAAUCACACCGAGUCGCAUCACGUCGUUCUAAACUUGACCUGACCAUCUGCAGUGUCGCUGCCCCUCUCUGUUUUGCUCCUACUUUCUGUUCCUGCCUUUCUCGCCAUCAUUACUGUCAAACUCCUAAAAAAUAUUGGUUAAAAAAAAAGUUUAGAGAGAACAUCAUUGAUCCAAGAAUAAAGUGACAGAAAGGCAGGACAGAGACAGAAAGCCUCAAUUACGAAUCCAUCUGUUCCUGCAGCUCCGCUGACAGUGCGGCGGUAUAAACAACACUUGGUAGGCUUCUGGUGUUUUGGCGGCUCGGAUUAUUCAUUUCAACUUGCACAAUAUGUAUGUCAAACAGAGAAUCAGUCAGCCAGACUUUUUUUUUUUUUUUUGUGCCCACGGUCUCUGCUAACAAGAGGUCAUUGAAGGAGAAACGGUAGGUUAACAAGGCAGCGCUGCAUUUUGCUAACAAGAUACAUUUCCUCUUCCCAGUGUUUUCAGGGGGAAAAAAAUGAUAUACAACGAUUCUGAAAAGUGAGGCUAAUGCAAAGUACCUUAAAUGGGAACUUUCUAUUGUAAAAUAAACAUCUGGUCUAAUAUAAUAUGCCCCUUUUUAUUUUCCUGUUGAGUUUGAACACUGGGGGUGUUGAGUAGAGAUUAAUGUACGCCGCAGUGAAGUCUUUACUUAUUGCCGCUAAUCUAAACACAGCAACGACUCUUAAUGAGGAGCCCCUUUGUCAGCUAUAAGGUACUAAAAGGAGUGAAAAAUAGUUCAAAGAAAGAUGCAAUAAUUCUGAGCUGUUUAUUGGUUUUGCAAACUCCUCGGAUGUGGUUUAAUGGCCUCCGCAGAGAACAGUUCAGGUUCAAUACUAAUGCUGCACCUACUAGCUAAUUACUAGUGUCGGGAACUGAGACUUUCAUAUAUCCCAACUAACCUACCAGUGCCCCAUACGGAUUUUGCUCUGAGAUAAUGGGCAUUAACAGGACUAGGGCUCACAAUAGCUUACUUUGAUUUAUGAAACAAACCCAGAUUUGUAAAAAUCAGCUACUUCAUGUAGCUCUGAGCUGGGUCUUAAACUUGUAUUAAGGGAAUAACUUUUUUUACCACAACUAUUUCUCAUAUUGGUUGUCUGUCCAGCACAAGGACCCUUAAAGAGGCGCGGAAGGAAGCUAAAUGUUGCUCUGUAUUGUGUUCUCAUUGCCAAGCUCUGCUGUCUUGUCAGUUCUAUAGCUAAAAAAAAAAAACAGACAUGGUAUUAAUCUCCUUUUAACAAUAUACCGCUUAAAUACUUUGCUAAGCUGUAUUUUAAAACGGUGAAUUUAAGUAUUUUCAUGUAACAGAAUGAGCGAGAGAAGGAAUGCUAACAGUGCAGCUAAAAUAUGGUAAUGAUACUAAAUCCUUUUUUCUGUUGCAUGAAUUAAAAUAUAUUUUUAAAAACACACAACUCCACAUGAUUAAGACCCUAGUGCCUUCAGAUGCUGACCGCAGAUGGUGACAGCCAACCAAAGCAGACACUGGACUCUCUAGGUUUGCCAUUGUUACCUUAGUUUGUGAUUUACUUUAAAAACCUAAACAACUUUAGAAGAUUCUGGAAAUAUUCUCGACUCAGUGCUUUGCCAUGUGACUGGUGUUGCAUUUUCUACUUUGCUGUCCACCAUCACCAGGACCUUCCAUGAGAUUGGGCAUGGGCUGGUAUGAGAUUCUCAUGAUACUCUUAAAGAAAUGUAUUAAUUAUCUAGUCACUGUAAAAAAAUUGUUUUACCCAAAUUAACUGAUUGUAUUUAAAACGGCUCUAGCUUAGAACAGUGGUAACCUUAAGGUGAAGGCUGGCUUUUACAUCUGGACUAUCAAUUAUUCUCUCAGCCAGAAAUAUUUUUAAAAUAUUGAGGAAAAAAAACAAAACAUUUCAGCUUCAGUUUAGCCAGAUGACCUUUAGCAUACAGGAACAGCUUUAGCCUCAGACAACUCCAAUCACUCCCAAAGAUUUUAUUGGUUUCUUAAGAAAAAACCAGGAAUGGCAAGACAUUUUUGGACUCUGGUAUCUUUCCCAUGCCAAUAUUUAAUGCAGAGAUUGAACGUUUUUCUCCUGCUUUGCACAUUUAAGUGGGUGAAGACAAAAUGGUUUCCAUUGACAAUCAAACGUAGGCUGCCAAGCAGUUUUUUUUUUAACCACGUUUUGGCUCUGUUGUUGUUGAUGUUGCCGUGCCAUCGCUUCAUGCCCUCUAAUUCACUCCUCUACCCAAUUAGUUGGAAAGUUACAAGCACAUUUUGUCUUAAGAUACUUUAUUAUUUAUGCUUUAACAAGUAUGUCACUUUAGGAAGACAUACGUUGAAAUGUUGGGUCACAGUAGUGCCCUAGUCGUCUUGUUUUAGUUGCAGUGUGGUGAAAUGUAUGUGGAAUACGUUGUAUCUUGUCUGUUUGGGGUUGCACUUACUGAAUCGCCUGGAUAAAAGCUACAGCUGAUUUGCCAUUUUUUUUGUUGUUUCCUGUAUUCACUUGUUUGUAGAGAUGUCGUUACGUUUUGUGUUCUCUAACUUUAUAUGUUAAUAGCACUUUGAAUACACUGGUUAGGACUGCAGUUUUCACAAAUGUACAUAUGUAAUGUUUUUGAUGAACAUAAGGGUAAUAAAUUGAAUGUUCAUACCAUAA
Messenger RNA from Poecilia reticulata (guppy), 5498 nucleotides. It is a transcript of the gene dok6, whose product is annotated as docking protein 6. The record is from RefSeq and is a predicted model, not a curated record. Gene Ontology annotation, cellular component: cytoplasm. Gene Ontology annotation, biological process: cell surface receptor protein tyrosine kinase signaling pathway. NCBI's taxonomy places the organism in Eukaryota, Metazoa, Chordata, Actinopteri, Cyprinodontiformes, Poeciliidae.